AUGAGAAUCUCGAUGCUGCCCUCCAAAGUCAUUCUUCUACCUGCUCUGCGUUCCGUUUCGGCGGCGUCUAUCCCACCCGAGUCAAUCGCGCGCGCGCGACAGGUUGCGCACCUCGAGCACCUCGAUUCCGUCACCGCGGCGGUGGUGAAUGCGACCGCCUCGAAUGUCACCUGCAAGGCACCUGCUGUUCUAGCUCAGGAUCGUGAGUUCGGGUUCCCGUUCCAUUCAGAAGAGUAUGCUCGGAGGAUCGAGCUAAUCACCCUGCACCUACCGCGACCGGAUUCAUGUGCAGGAAAAGGCUGCUGCGCCGAUCCUCACGCGACAUCAUGUUCGAGCCAGUCCAACUCUACCUCGUGUGCCGACCGAUACGUAGUGGUUAAUUAUAGAUGUGAAAUGAUUCGAUGCGCACCUCCGCGCGUUGCUGCCGACAAUAGUAGGUCAAGAAAGAUUGAUAAAUUAGAAGUGAUUAGGGAAAAUGUGAAAACUCAUCUGCUCGAUCACUUUCUCUGCGGUAAACAGAUGGCGAUUGCUGCGUGGAUUCUCACGCGACGUCUUGCUGGAACCCCUGGCACUCGACUAUCUGUGAACUUGGGUGGGAGGUUCAAGGUGGGACCUCAUGCGUGCGCAUAACUUGUCGCACCCCUUACUCCGUGCUGGCAGACAAUGGUAAGCUCAGCUCUCCGUUCAAACGGAGCUUCAAGGCCCCCGACUUUACCGCUCACCUCUUUCGUGUUCCAAACAUUGACGGGAUGGUUACACAGGCCGUGGCUGCUGCUCGGACGCCUUGGCGCUGUCCUGCUCAGACCCCGCCACCUCGACCAAUUGUCGCUUGGGCUACAAACUCGGCAACGGUACUUGUUCCACUAUCCCGUUCUGCUUUGUACCCAAUCCGGUCGUAUCAAACGAUGGUAAGUCUUCCGCUUUCGGGCCCACCACGUUGGCAGGUUCGUUACAAUAAUCUCUGUUCUCGGCAUCACUUCAGGCAAGGGCUGUUGCUCCGACCCUAUGGCUACGGCGUGCUCUGAGCCCAAUAACGCCACCGACUGCGCAAAGGGAUACUUGCGUCAAAGGGGUGGCACUUGCUGGGAGAUUCCUCGAUGUCUAAACCCGAUCACUUCGGCAGAUGGUGAGCAGUUCAGGUUCUUGGUGUUCAGACUCAAGCUUCUUCGACUACCGACUCAUCUGCCAAUCAUUCGCAUUCCAUCCGCAAAGGUGUCGGUUGCUGUCAGGAUCCACACGCUACAGCCUGCUCAGACAUAUGGAAGGCGACUGCUUGCGAACAAGGUUACGAGACGGACCAGAAUCAUGUAUGCACUUGGACACCGAGGGCAACGUAUGUUCUACCGCGCCGGAUGA
This is a messenger RNA of Microbotryum saponariae, 1356 nucleotides long. NCBI's taxonomy places the organism in Eukaryota, Fungi, Basidiomycota, Microbotryomycetes, Microbotryales, Microbotryaceae. The record is from the annotation of a GenBank genome assembly.